Molecule: messenger RNA, 817 nt
Organism: Zophobas morio
Lineage: Eukaryota; Metazoa; Arthropoda; Insecta; Coleoptera; Tenebrionidae
Exons: 3
Coding region: 55-768 (237 amino acids)
Source: RefSeq, a predicted model, not a curated record
UGUCUUAAUUGGUGAAUAUUUUACGCGGUAAUUUUUAAACAUUUGCACAAAAAAAUGGACGAACGGGCAUUUGACACUUUGGCUGUAAAUGUCAGUAAAUAUGAAAUUGCAUUCGAAAAUUACUGGUUUGCGAGUCAAGAAGAGGGAGUCAAUUUAUCAGAUGCAAAAGCGCAAUCAUCUAAAGAGUUUUUGGUUCAUAAAAGACAUUUUCCGGUAAUCGUAGAGCCACGGAUCUGCACCUGGGACUACUUGCCAAGGCCUGAACUUACUAAGCUGUUACAACUGGAGAAGAGCAGUCAGAUGAGGAAGUUUAUUGAAAAGAAACUGAAAAAGAAACCAAAGGGCUUUUGCAGAAUCAUACUUAGAGAACUUAUGCACACUGUGUUAAAAUAUUGCAAAAAAAGUAACUUCGGCAUUGAACAAACUGGAGCCGUCUUAUCACAGUUCUACUUGACGCACCUAUUAUUUACAGGUUCUCUGGACGUUGGAGCUGAAAAACUCUACGACUACUUUAAAAAUUUGCAGUUGUGCCAUUCAGCACCUUUUCCACCCUCCCGCAUAAAGUUGUUUAAUCUUGAAGAAAUCAAGAACAUUAUGAUCUACUUUUGUAAAUUAUAUUUGCGUAAUUUGCCCAUAAUACGAUUUAUGAGUCUGCCUAAUUUCACCUUGAGAGCUAACUUUAACAUUGAACCUGAUGAAUUCAUAGGCAAGAAGAAAGGAAAAGGCAAGAAAGGUAAAGGUGAAAAAGGCAAAAAGAAAAAGAAGUAAUUUUAUAACUAUAUUAUUAAAUUAUUUGUGCUCUUCUAAUUGUUUUACU